GAUCUUUAAGCUCAUUUGAAACUUCCUCACUCUUUCCAUUCCCUUUCCCACCUUGUUCCUCACCCUCUUUUUACUUUUCUUCUCUAACCUCUCUCUCUCUCUCUCUCUCCCUCUCCCUCUCACACCCAUAAUUGUGAAGAGAGAGAAAGAAGAAGAACAGAGGUUGAAGACAUGAUUGAUUCAGAUGGUUUUAGCUACCAUCAAUGGCAGCUUCUCAUAUAUGAAUAGAUGGGUUGUAUAUAAAUAGGAGAAGAACAUAGUACGUACUUCUAGCGCCAACAGAGUAUAUUUAAGUUGUUGCGGUUAAAAAGCUCGUAGGCAUAUUAGACCUUAGCUGCAAUGGCGGGGAUGCUUCCUGGUGUGGAAUGUGCUCGAAGAAGACGAGUCCAUCAGAGCGGCGAAUCGCCAAGUCUGGCUAAUACAAAUGGCUGCACCAGACGCUCAUCUUUUUGCUUGUAUGCUAGCAACCAUGAAACACACCAAACCUCAACUUUUUCUCUGCAAAGAAGCAUGUUGAACCAGGCUUCAUACAAGGAUGAGACGCUAGGAGUGGAAGCCAGAGUUGCCAAAGAGAGAUUAGAUGAAAGAUUGAGAACACAAAGAAAAUCACAACCCAAAAGGCUAAUUAGCAAAGAAGGAUCAUUGAGUAGUGUGGAUGAUGGAAGAUCUACCAUGAUUCUGAGGGAGUUGCAGAGAGAAGUGUAUGGAUCAAAGAAGACUACUAGGACUGGGUCAAGAAAGUUCAGCUGGGCCAAGUUCAGCUGGAAGUCAUCUGACCAAGAUGAGUGCGCUGUUUGCCUUGAGAGGUUCAGGCCUGGUGAGACUCUGGUGCACCUGCCUUGCGCACAUAGGUUCCAUUCUGAGUGUAUGGUCCCAUGGCUGGAGAACAAUGCUCAUUGCCCUUGUUGUAGAAUGGGGAUAGCUAUAGUGUCCCAGUAAAUUUACUUCUCUUUAAUUUGUUUUAAUUAUCUGUAAUGAGGCUUGCAGUUGUAGGGUUGGUGUGGAUCAGAAUGUUGACUUUAUGAGGCUUCAGCUUGUAUCUACCAUAUGAUUUUGUUGAAGAAAGAACGAAAGAUUAGCAAGAA
Rosa rugosa (rugosa rose) is the source of this 1085-nucleotide messenger RNA. Its product is annotated as probable E3 ubiquitin-protein ligase RHY1A. The record is from RefSeq and is a predicted model, not a curated record. Lineage: Eukaryota; Viridiplantae; Streptophyta; Magnoliopsida; Rosales; Rosaceae. The coding region runs from base 340 to 939 and encodes 199 amino acids. The transcript is spliced from 4 exons.